AUGGUGUUAAUGGUACACUCGCAGGGCACUCCUGUUGCCUCCCAGUGCGCGAACCCAAAUGAUGUCUCUGGAGUCGCCACAGCCUACAACUGCCCAUUUUCGUUUCAAGAGACUGUGAAAACAGCCGUGGGCGUGCCUAACUCCGUUACCAUAGCCUACUUCACAGACUCAACUGGCGUUAACAAUAACACUGAUGGAACCUUGGUUGGCAACUGGUAUUACUACACCGACAUGAUCCUAGCGAAUAUGCGCACUGCGCGCCCGGCAGCCCUGCAGAAUGACCCGGAGGUUCUGUUCCGUGGGCGUGUCGCUGACCCCGAAGAAGUCUGA
Molecule: messenger RNA, 330 nt
Organism: Penicillium oxalicum
Lineage: Eukaryota; Fungi; Ascomycota; Eurotiomycetes; Eurotiales; Aspergillaceae
Exons: 2
Coding region: 1-330 (109 amino acids)
Source: RefSeq, a predicted model, not a curated record